Messenger RNA from Cladocopium goreaui, 1707 nucleotides. Lineage: Eukaryota; Dinophyceae; Suessiales; Symbiodiniaceae. The record is from the annotation of a GenBank genome assembly.
UUGGAGGUGAACCUGAGCCCUGCCUGUGAGUCGCGAACCGCCUGGAUGUCUGAGAUGUUGGAGCGCAUGGCAUCCAGAUUAGUGGAGGUCCUACAGCAAGGCGACGCCUUCACCUCGGACGGCCGGGCGCCGGACUGGCACCUGAUCUGCGACGAGGGGCCGGAGGACGGCGCCUUCUCGGAACACCCGGCGACGUCGCCCGUGGCGCCGGCGCACAGUGAGGAGCCUCAAACCUGCCGUAGGGAGGCAGGUACGGAGCUGGCGGACGUUUGGGGGCAGAGGGCCUUGAACUUGACGCUGCUGGGCAAAUCCGUCAGCCGUCGUUUCUUGCGGCGCCUGGAUCAGAUCUGGCGCCGCAAUGAGGCGCAGACGACCAUCGCGGCCCUGUGGCGCGGCUGGGCCCUGCGACAACGGAUGCGGCAAGAGCGCUGGCGGAUGGCCGGAGUGGUGUACCACCGCUGUCGCCAGCGCGCCUGGCUGAACUUGCUGCGCCUGGGGCUCUUCCAGCACCGCCGCGGGCCGGCUGCGAAGAUGAUCUCAACUGUGACCCAGUGCUUCCUUUGUCGGACAAAGUUGCAAGAGGCGAGGAGGCGGAAGGAGGCACUGCGCAUUCAGAGUUCUUGGCGCGGCCACCGUGGCCGCCGCCGCGCGGCCACGCUGCGGCGCCGCCGCGCGCGGCGCGGCUGCAGCGCUGGUGGCGCAGCGCCCAGCUGCGGCGGCGCCUGGUGGCGAAGGGACGCAUCCUGCGAUGGCGGGGCCCGGGAAGGGUGGCGCCGGCUGCAUGCCCUGCGUUGCUGUGCCGCGGCACGGAUCCAGGCGACGGUCCGGAGGUGGGCCGCCCAAAGGCGUUACACGUUGCUCUCCCAGCACGUCUGGCGACCCACACGAAGGCUCGCCCUGCUGAUGGCUGCCGUACGCUGGCGUUGCUGGAGGACGCAUUGCCAGGUUUCAGACACCGCGGUGCGGCUGCAGCGCUGCUUCCGGGGCUUUCUUGGACGCCGAUCGGCCAAGGAACGCCGCUUGCUGCGAGAGACCUUUGGUAGCUGGCACAUGCAGGCGGGUCCCUUACGCCGCGCAGCGCGGCUUCGGCUGCAGCGCUGCUGGCGUGGCCUUCGGGACCGGAGACGCUGCGAGGCGCGGCGCAAGGCGCUGCGUCGGCUGCAGUCCGCCCUGCGGCGGCAAAUCUGUUGCAAGCAACGACGCUGGCGUCGAGCGGCCAUCCUGGUGCAACGAAGAUUCCGCGGCUUCAGAUGUUCCAAGCGCUUUCGGCAUAGCAUCCGAAUGAUCAUGAUGAUCCAGCGGGGCUUUCGUUGCUGGCUUUCCAGGCGCCGUUUGGCAAUGCUGCAGCGCUUUGCCGCGCGACGCCGGAAGUGGCUGAAGCAGGAUGCCGAACCGAGCCCGGUUGAAACGACCGUGCUGAUUAAGGACGAAGAUGCGACGACCCAAAGCUCUACGCGGCCGGAGAGCGAAGCCCCUGAUGCCUCCUCCGCGCGCAGCGCGACGGACGAGAUGGACAUUUCCAUCGGUCUGAUCGAUGUACCGGAGCCUGAAGUGAGGCCUCCGGAUCCGGGGCCUGGUGGCAUCGGAGAUGAGACGCUUUUGAUGGCGCGGAAUCUGGUGGAGGCCGCGGAUCCAGUGGUUACACACCAAACGCUGGGACUGCGAAAGUGCGAAAAAUCCCAGUGGGAGAUGGAGGGAGCCAACUAA